AUGUUACCUCUCCUCAUAACUUACUUCACUGUCUUCACCUUUCUUCAUCAACAAACCUUCUGCGACCAAUCCCAACGUUCCUUUUCUCUUCCAAAGAAUCAAUGCAACGACACUUGUGGUGUCUUUCAAAUCCCAUUCCCCUUCCACCUCAACACUUCUUGUUCUUCUCUUUCAACUGCUUUCCGUCUUUCUUGCGUGAAUUCCUCGACCCUUUACCUCACUAUUGGUCGGGAAAGCUAUCGCAUUAUCGAUUUCUUCAGUGACGGUCUGAUAGUGGACUUUCCCGGCGGUUCUACCUGCCGCCAGUACAACGACUUGAAUUCAUUUGGGUUUGCCGGAAACGAGUAUUUCGGAAUCUCGGUUGAGAACGUGGUUGGCCUGUAUGACUGUGAAGAUUCUUCGCUGUGUAAAGCUGACUGCGAGACCGACGACCUUCCUGGUUGUGACGGCAACGACGGCGGCUCUCUUGCCUGCUGCUAUCCGUUGUCUGAUCAGAGUGUGUGGCGUUUGGGAGAUGGGUUCUCUGCUUUCUCAAAGUUUGGUUGCAGGGGGUUCUCUUCUUGGGUUGUCUCGCGAGGAACAAAUGCAGGGAAGCGUGGUGUGAAACUGGAAUGGGCUGUUCCCAGAAAUAUGUCCAACAACAUUUGUGAUACCAAUACUCACAUUGUCAAUGCUACCGCCAUUGAAGCAGGCGUGAGGUGCUCAUGUCAAGAUGGGUUUGUAGGUGAUGGAUUUGCAAAUGGAGUUGGAUGCUUGAGAUCUUGCUUCAAGGACGGCCGGGAAGCACAAGGCGAGGAAUGCUUUAGCAAAAAGCAUAGUGACAAAAAGCUGGUAAUCGUCACAGGAGUUGUUGCUCCAGCUUUCAUUGUUGGCUCUUUGUUAGCACUUCUUUAUAUGCUGAGAAAACCUCUUAAACCAAGCACAUAUGAUUCUGAACAAGCCCAUUUUCACAGCACCAUCUCCUUCCGCAAAGCAUGUAGGACUCGACUAUUUACAUACCGCGAACUCAAAGAAGCAACCAAAGGAUUCGAAGAUGGGCAGAAGCUCGUCGACGACACACUCUACGCAGGGGUUUUGGGAGAUGGCUCACAUGCAGUUAUUCACAAAGUACAAUGUCAAAAUGAAAGAGACCUUAUUGAGAUCCUAUCAGGAAUAGAGGUUCUAUCUUCAGUCCUACAUAGGAACUUGGCUAGACUAAUUGGCUGCUCUAUUGACUUUGGCUACGCACCAUUACUGGUUUAUGAGUAUCCUGCAAAUGGCACACUAGAGGAACAUCUGCACCAAAAUAAAGGCCAAUCAAUUGGGCUAGACUGGAACAAGAGGCUCAACAUUGCAGCUGAAACGGCAAGUGUUCUAGCUUUUCUCCAAUAUGAAAUCUCUCCUCCUGUUUUCCACCAUAAUCUCGAAUCCAGUUACAUCCUUCUGGACAAUGAUUUCUCUGUUAAACUUUCUGGGUUUUGGUUUCUUUCUUCACCCAGUAUUCCAGAUGGAAGUUUUUCACAUGGGUUGCAUCACAAAAAUGAUGUGUAUGACUUUGGGUUGAUACUUUUAGAGAUCAUUACUGGGUCUAAGCAGUUGGAUAUGACAACAGUGGCAUUGCAGAACAUCAGAAGUGGGAAACUAGAAGAAAUUGUUGACCCAUGUCUGUACUAUCACGAGCAAGCAAGUAAUCGAAGAGAGCAGAUUGAGAAAGUUGCAGAUGUUGCAACAAGGUGCUUGUUGUUUGGUGUAGAUGGAAAAAUUGGGAUGAUUGAUGUUGCAAAGGAGCUGGUUCAUAUUGUGAAAGAGAAUAAUGAUGGAUGUAGUAAAAUAGGAGGUGCUUUGGAAGAAACUUUCUCUAAUUCAAGCCUCCUCCAGAUGAUCUCAAUGUCACCUGACUCCAUAUAUGUGCCUUGA
This is a messenger RNA of Carica papaya (papaya), 1896 nucleotides long. RefSeq names its product Protein kinase superfamily protein. NCBI's taxonomy places the organism in Eukaryota, Viridiplantae, Streptophyta, Magnoliopsida, Brassicales, Caricaceae. The record is from RefSeq and is a predicted model, not a curated record. Gene Ontology annotation, biological process: protein phosphorylation. Gene Ontology annotation, molecular function: protein kinase activity; ATP binding; polysaccharide binding.